AAAGAGCCAGAGCUGCCAAAGAGAGAUUGUAUGAGGUGACAGGGCAGGAUCAGCUCAGCAAGGCUUUUUUGGGGAGACAGAAUCUUUUGAGGAGUUUACAAUAAGGUCCAAAUUAUGGAUUAUAAAACUGGAAGGAAAACAACAAAUGCCAGGAUUUUUUGAACAGAGGCCCACUAAAAGGCACAAUGCCUUAGGAGCUACUGGCUGUACAAAAUCCUGACUGGGGCCCCAAACUCUGGGCCCUGUAGCGCUAGCAGCAGAGUGUAUAAUUUUGAGGUCUGUGUGGCAUGAAUGACUGCACAACUAAGGACGGAACUCUUUGUUAGCAAGCCUGCAUCAUGACCUCAGUUGAGAAGCGCCGCUCAGGUCGAAAGAGUGGCGGGCAUCGAAAGCACAGUGAUGGAGGCUACAGUGACACCUCAAGUGGUGGGUCCUUUCUGGAUGAGACCGACCGUGAGGUCAGCAGUCUGACUGAUCGAGCAUUCAGGAGUCUCUGCAUUGGAGAUGAGGCUGUUUAUAAUGACUCAGACCUCUGUUCAUCUUCACCCUGCUCCCAGAGAGACAGACAGCUGGCCUUCAGCCAGAGUGUCCAGGACAGAGACAGGGAGGACAGAGAGAGGGAGGAACUUAAGAGAGCUGCACAUGAGAGCUUCAGCCUCAGGAUGCAGCACUAUGGACAGGACUGGAUGCAUGGAGGCAUGUACGGGGCUAAGAUCCACAGAGAUCCACAGUGGCAGGUUUAUGGGGAAAGGACACAGGGGAGGGUUUCUGCCACAUUCCAGCACUCUUUUGUGGAAACUUCCCAACAGGGGGAAUCUUUGAGGGAAGAGCAGCUCUCCUUCCUCAGCAACGGAGCCACAGAGUUGAGUUCGCAGCAACGCAGAAGCCGCUCCAGAGUUUCCUCUCUUAUUCGUGCUUUUAACUCUGAGGGAAACAGAGAUGGAGCAGGGAUGGAUGAGUUUCCGAAAUGGUAUGAGACAUCAAUGUACAGGGAACUUUCACUUGAGGCCCAAUCACAGGUUCCUUAUAGGUUUGAAGAGCGAGGUAUCCGACCCCCAAGGAAUGACUUGGUGCCUGUGGCUCCUCCCACUCCUUCACGCUCCAACUCAACAUCCACAAUGCUGCAGAAAGCUUUGGCCGUGGAGAAACGGUGCGAGUCAGAGCUGGUAGGUCAUUACCCCCACAGGAAGCGAACACAGAGUCUGGGUACUAACAGACUCCCAUCCCAACGUCCAUCAACUGCAUCGCCUACCACUGAGAUGUCUCGACGUGUCCAGGACACCAUCAGCUCCGUCAAAGCCCUCCAACAAAAAAUCAAAAUGAUGACAGAGGAAAAUAUCACAACUGGGAUGACAGAGAAUCAUCAAGCAGUGCAUUGUAGCAACAAUAAUUUAAUUCCCUACGGCAACAAAACAGUUGUGCCAAAUGUUGUCAGCAGCAACACAACCACAACUCCCUUCAGCAUUAGCCAGCUGCUCACGCCUUUAGUCAGUGCACAUCUAGAGGCUGAGACAUCAGAGGUCCCGCAAUAUGCAGUUUCCCCUCAACCUGUGGAGCAUCCUCCAGUGCGAGCAGAAAGCAGGGGAGCCACUCCUGACAUUAGGAUGUCCAGCUACAAAGCCAGAGCCACAAGUCUACUCUUCAAUCUCAAAGACAACCGGAAAAGAGUAAAAAGCACCUACAGUCCUACCAAGUUUAAAGGCUUGGACACAAUUGAGAAGAACAAACAGCUCUCGAUCCGAGAGCCGAGAGACACGGUGAUAGAUAUUCCUGAUUUUCCAGAUCCAGACAUUCAAUUUUCCCAGGUAGAAGAAUCCAGCAGAACAAAUGCUGUCUCACAUCAAUAUCUAAACCAAUAUAAUAGCUCUGGACUGUCACUUGCAACACUGAAUUCUCAACCUGCAACAGCACAUACAGGCCAAUAUCUAGAAUACACUUCAAGUGAUUACCAGGCAGCACACAGGCAAGUGGCAAACCAAGUAGAACACAGACAGUUUGUUGAGGUCAAGGCUGAACAGGCCAGAGCGGAACAUAUAAAAGCACAACACGCCCAAGCAGAGCUGGCACAAGCUCAGCACUGGGCUCAAGUGGAGCAGUCCAAAGAGCAGCAGAGGAGAGCUGCACAAGAGGAGCAGCAAAGAAGAGCUGCACAAGAAGAGCUACAAAGAAGAGCUGCACAAGAAGAGGAGCAGCAGAGGAGAGCUGCACAAGAGGAGCAGAAAAGAAGAGCUGCACAAGAAGAGCUGCAAAGAAGAGCUGCACAAGAGAAGCAGCAGAGAAGAGCUGCACAAGAGGAGCAGCAAAGAAGAGCUGCACAAGAAGAGCUGCAAAGAAGAGCUGCACAAGAGGAGCUGCAGAGGAGAGCUGCACUAGAGGAGAAGCAGAAAAGAGUUGUACAAGAGGAGGAACAGCUAAGGAAAGCUGCUCAAGAGGAGCAGCAGAGGAGAGCAGCACAAGUGCAGCAGCAGAGGAGAGGAGUGCAAGAAGAGAAGCAAAGGACAGCCGCUAUGAUUGAAGAGCAGCAAAGGCGAGCUGCUCUCAUUGAGGAACAGCAAAGGAGAGCUUCUAAGAUUGAGGAGCAAAGAAGAGCGAAAAAGAGUGAGGAAAAGAUUCAAGUUGAUAAUGAUGAGGAAAAGACUAGUAAACAGAGAUUGGAGGAGAAAAACGCUCAAUUUUCAGAGGAGGAAAGAAUCAAACAGACCCAGGAGCACAAGAAAGCAGAACACCAGACUGAAGAGCAGGGAGAAAGACAGAGCAGAGAAGAAUGGAUGAGAACACACAGGGGGGAGGAGGAAAGGCGAGCUGUUCAAAAAGAGAAAACACUGCUAAAACAAAAAGUAGAAAAGCAAGGCAUCGAGGAGACUACUGGACUCCUCGAGGAAAGCCAAGCAACACUGAAGGAGGAGAAACAUGUAACACAAGAACAGAUGAUAGCUCAAAGAGAGAAUGAGAUUAGGUCUAAAAAGAGAGAAGAUGAAGAGCUUGCAGCUAACAGAGAAAAGGAGAUAGCUGCUCAGAUAGAGGAGAAGAAAAAAGCAGCACAAGGGAUGGAUGCUCUUCAGUACUAUGCCAUCACCUCAACAGAAUCAAAGAGGAGACCCAGAGAAAGACAAUUAAGUUCCCCCUUGCCUUCCCAAAGAAGGUACAAUCCAUCAGGGCUUGAGUCAGCUGAAGAAUCCUACACAAGGCCUUACAGGCCACAAGCCCCUGCAUCCCCAGCUCCAUCUCUGCCCCGCUCUAAUACAUCCUCUCCAGCAUUGGGAACCAAACCCAUAAUGUUCAAGGUGAAAGAUAACACCAUCAGAGGAUCCUCUUUCACCAAGUCAGUCAAACCACGCUUUCAUAAGAAUUUUGGAGAGGAUUUGCAAGUAGGUUCAUCCAUAGGCUCAGAGAGAGGAGAGGUGGAGCAAGAGUCAAUGAAACACAGUGCUGUAUCUCCUUUCCAUCAUGACAUAGGGGUAAGCAGACUUGCUGCUAUCAAAGAAUCAUCAACUUUUCAACCAGCAUCUACAUCACAGGAUUACUCAGUCCCUCUCUCACAUCACAGGCCUUACUCCAGGAGGAGCAUCGCUCUAGAUGACGACUCCCGCUCUGUCAUCAGCAACAUGUCAGAGGACGUGGAGAGUUUUGCCACGAGUGCAACAGACCUGGCAGAUGUACGAGGUCUCUAUGACUACGAGAGGCCAGAAUCAGCCUGUAGCUUCAGCAGUGAUGUGUCCCGUUCUUUGGGAAAGCCUCCAGCUGUUCCCCCAAAGAGUGAGAAAGCCUUGCGCAGGGCAAAAAGGUUGACUACUCGGAGAAUCAAGAAGGAGUUGUCCAAAGCUGUAGAAGACAGCCCUACUGGAAUUGAGAAACCUCUUCAAGAAGUCUCCAGUAUUCCUUCCUCCUCCUCCAGUGAGGUAUGCUCUUCCAACCGCAAUGCUAUGGCUUCCCCUCAUUUUUCCCCACCUGUUUCCCUCGCUCAUGCACCAAGACUGGAGUCUAGCUUGGCUUCUUCCCAUACAGAGCACCAAUGUUCUCACAGCUCUUUUUAUGCUUCCCCUCAUGCCACUGGUCCUAUCUCCCUCCCAGCUGCCUCACCUCAUGCUACUCUCCCUGUUUCCCUUCCUGUUGCCUCGCCUCACACUUCUGGCCCUGCUUCCCACUUUGCUGCUUCUAAGACAAUUGCUGAUGUUCCCUCUUCUCCCACUCUUUAUCAUGCCAACCACCCAGCUCCAGUGACCCAGUACCAUGUAGAGUCAAGCUACCCGCAGUCCUACCCACUGACCCAGCGUAAGGUGCUGCAGGACCUUGGCUCUGGUCAGUAUUUUGUAGUGGAUGUGCCUGUUCAAGUGAAAACGAAGACUUUCUUUGACCCAGACACAGGAAAGUAUGUACAGCUGAAUGUGCGCGAGUCUGCCAAGAGCACCUCCCAACCCCGGCCCCAGCCCCAGCAAACAUACCUACAGCCUCACCUUCAACCCCAAAUUCGUGUCAAGCCGCAACAGAAAUCCCUCUCCCAGGAUACUCCAGCUGGCAAGCCCCUUGCACUUUAUCAAGCCUACCAUGGUUAUCCCCAAAGCCACAAACCUGCAGGUAUCAACUCUGUACCUCCCAACAGGUCAUCAGCCCCCGUGACUCUCCACCAGGACCAGCAGCCUGUCAGGGAGAGCCACAGUUAUGAAUAUCCAGCCUGUGAAAUGGGACAGAAUUCUGAAGGGCAUCACUUCAGUCCAGAGAAGACUCCAUACAUGGACACAGUUAAUGAUAAAGACAAAACAUAUAACACAGUUUACAGCACACCUGGCUCAUAUGAGUCGUUCCCAGAGUGUGACACAAACAGCCAGCUUGCAGGAAGCUCAGUUUGUGAAAGUGAUAACUCAGCCCACUCACGAUAUCAGCCCCGUGAUAUAAUAACCAUGAGUGAACUGGAGGAUUUUAUGGAGAUGUCUGACUGGUGAGAGCAAAGACCAGUUAACACUGACUCGAAUAGAAAAAACAAGUGGAAUAAAGACAUGCCAGUGUACAGUAUGAAUGGAUCAGUAUAUGCAGUAUUUUAAGUGUCUGUAAAUGACUUUUUCAAGUGAAAAUAGUCUCUGAAUGUGGUUGAUUUAUCGUAUCAAAAAGCAGUAUAAAAAGUUCUGUUAAAUUGCUGCUGUUAAUUUUGACGAUUCAUUGUUGUUAAGCUAUUUAUUUUGUCACAGAGAAGUUCACCAUUCCAUUUGACUUGUGAAUGUUAGACGCUAAGAAAUGUUUCUUGUGUAUACGAUAUGAUCAGUGUCCCUUUGCCUUCUAAGCCUAGAGGUAUGUUAUCAUAGAUCAGAAGUAUGCCUAUAGUCGUUAGUCGUUUGGAGAAAUGUUGGUUUCUGCUAUGAACACUGGCAGGCCUGCUUAAGUUUUCAUUAUUUUGUUCUUGUUGGAGAAAUCUUACAUUUGGCAUUUUGUGAUGCAUGAAAUGUUGUUGAAAGCACAGGGUCAGUUUGUGUAUUCAACAUUGUGAUGAGAUUUUAUUGCUGUUUUAACGGUUUAACAUCAUACAGUAGUCUGUUUGUGAGAAUAUUUCUGUUGCUGUGAAACAGAGUAGCGUGACAUGGACAAUAAAAACACACUUCAUUCAACCAAAUCACUUCUCACCACAUUGACUAUCUUUCAAAAUCACCUUGUAAAGGUUACAAAUAAACAAAAAGGAAAUAAAAAGAUUACUGGUACAGGCUGAUUUCAUUUUACUACUCAAAAGACUGUAAUAACAAUAUAAUGUUAAUGUCACUGGCAACCUGCUCUUGAAAUGUACCCUUGGUGUGAAUGAUUCAAAAUGAAGAGUCUUUUCACUGAUUGCAUGAGACAGUUGCAGCGUGUUAUUGAGAGAGCACAGUAAUGUCUCCUGAGACAGUUCAUAUAACAAAAAAGACAAAAUAUCAUUUUGUGGAGGCCAUUUGUGUGUGUUCGUCCUUUUUCACGGCAUGCGUCAAUGCAAAU
Scatophagus argus is the source of this 5955-nucleotide messenger RNA. RefSeq lists its product as uncharacterized. Lineage: Eukaryota; Metazoa; Chordata; Actinopteri; Scatophagidae. Bases 339 to 4940 code for a protein of 1533 amino acids. Gene Ontology annotation, cellular component: Z disc. The transcript is spliced from 5 exons. Gene Ontology annotation, biological process: positive regulation of calcineurin-NFAT signaling cascade. The record is from RefSeq and is a predicted model, not a curated record.